AUGGAUUUUGGCCAGAUUUUACUGCCUCAGCUGCCUGGAGAUUUCGGAGCACCCAUAUCACUUCUCGCGGAGUAUAUCAGUCAACACGUACUCGGAGGGUCUGGCUGACAUUAUCAGGAACCGCACAGGUUUGUGCACCCCCAAGAUCGCCAUAUUUCUAAGCUCUGACGCGGAGGAUUCCACGCAGCUGCAGCCUGAAACUAUGUUGUGUGAUCAAGGACUGCGUGGGGGAGAAGAAUGGUCUCCAAUGGAAGUUGGGUUCUAUUACCGACCUCUGAUGGAAAACCAACAGUCCUGCUCAGAUAUAGGCGAUUUUGAAUUUGUAAUUUCUGUUCAUGACCCCAUUCUGUGGUCAAAAAUGAUAAUAGAUCUGGCAAAAUGUGAAGAUCGUUUGGCAAGCAAAAC
Opisthorchis viverrini is the source of this 405-nucleotide messenger RNA. RefSeq lists its product as hypothetical. The record is from RefSeq and is a predicted model, not a curated record. NCBI's taxonomy places the organism in Eukaryota, Metazoa, Platyhelminthes, Trematoda, Opisthorchiida, Opisthorchiidae. The transcript has 2 exons. The annotation marks the transcript as partial.